Onychostruthus taczanowskii (white-rumped snowfinch) is the source of this 412-nucleotide messenger RNA. RefSeq names its product ly6/PLAUR domain-containing protein 2-like. The record is from RefSeq and is a predicted model, not a curated record. Bases 29 to 412 code for a protein of 127 amino acids. Gene Ontology annotation, molecular function: acetylcholine receptor inhibitor activity. NCBI's taxonomy places the organism in Eukaryota, Metazoa, Chordata, Aves, Passeriformes, Passeridae. The transcript has 3 exons.
GUCCUGGCUGCCUGGAUCUGCUCUCAGCAUGAAGAAACUUCUGGUGGGAUUCCUGCUUGGCCUGGCAUUCGUGGAGUUGGCCCAGUCCCUGCGAUGUUAUGUGUGCAAGGAGCCCACAGACAUUUCCAAGUGCAGGACACCCGUCACGUGUUCCCCAAAAGCCACUGUGUGCACCACGACGCUGCACUCCAUGGAGACAGGUUAUCCCUUUUUUGGCAACAUCACCGUGACCAGGAACUGUGAGGAGGAAUGCAUCUCCUAUGACGGGAUAGGGGACCAAAAGCCAAAAUCCUGCUGCUACACCGACCUGUGCACGGAUGACACCAAGAGCAGCAGUGGGGUGAGGAGCAGCUCUGCAGCGCUGGGUCUGCUGGCCCUGGUGGCUGGCACGGUCCUCCAGUGCUCCCUGUGA